Messenger RNA from Drechmeria coniospora, 504 nucleotides. RefSeq lists its product as uncharacterized. Bases 1 to 504 code for a protein of 167 amino acids. The transcript has 3 exons. The record is from RefSeq and is a predicted model, not a curated record. NCBI's taxonomy places the organism in Eukaryota, Fungi, Ascomycota, Sordariomycetes, Hypocreales, Ophiocordycipitaceae.
AUGCGCCUGGACGUGCGGUUGCGCGAUGGUACGAAUACGGCCUCCCACUCCUGCGACUCUACCACCCACCUGGUCGGUGACGGUGCGAAGCUCUUUGCGCCAUCUAUGCGCCAUCUCGCUCGCGAGUCUGCUCUCGUCGGUCCUGCGGGCACCAUCGUGGCCUUUGUCGCCGAUGCCGAUGGAGAGGGUCGUCAUGGCGCUGGUGCCGACCCUGCAGAGGUCCCUCCAUUUUCCGUCUCGGCUCCCAUGUGCUUCCAAGGUCGUAUCUAUUACGAUGGCCAGUUGCGUAACGACGGCACCAUCCGACCACACCGCCACCCACGCCUCGAUCUCCUGACCUGUCACAUGACACCUCACGCACUGGCCCUGGCACGAUCCAUCCCAGUACGGAUUCCUCCGUCCAUCGGGAAGCUUUCAGAUCAAAUCAUGCACAGCACAGGUAACGAGGCGGACACGCCUGCAGGAGGCAACGUGCCGCUGGAAGAAACAGCUCCGCUGCGGUGA